CGUAAAUGGCUGACUGACAUCUCAUCUGACAUCUUUUCCUUUUCAUCAUGUUUGUAAAUUUAACAAACAAAAAUUGAGAUUUCUUUUUAGAUAGAAGAAUAAUUAUGUUUUUUUAAACACAAAUUCCUUUAAUAAUUCUGCUAAGGUUCCUGAAAAGUAGUCGCUCUGUUGUCUAAUGUAAUAUAUGAUCAGGAAAAUAGUAGAAAAUGUGGAACAUUGUCAAUCAUUCCUUAUCCUUGAACAACAAGGAAAAUAAAACCUCCGAUGAUAGUCUUAUAACACUGGGAAUGACAUCGGCCAUAUCGGCAGCACCCCCAAAACAAAUCGAUUUACAGAAAACCAAAGAAUUGGAAGAGGCACUGAAUGGCUACGACGUAUUUGAAAGCGAACAAGAACUAAACCACAGGAUGUUGAUUUUGGGUAAAUUGUAUUCGCUUGUUAAACAAUGGGUUAAAGAAUUAUCAAUUAAGUGCAAUAUGCCAGAAAACGUCGCGGAGAAUGUUGGAGGCAAAGUAUAUACUUUUGGAAGUUUUAGAUUAGGGGUUCACAGUAAAGGGGCGGAUAUUGAUGCUUUAUGUGUAGUUCCUAAACACAUUGGUAGAAAUGAAUUUUUUGGUUCUUUUUAUCAAAUUUUGAAACAGCAACCUGAAGUUACUGAACUAAGGGCAGUGGAAGAAGCCUUCGUACCAGUAAUUAAAAUGAAUUUUGAUGGGAUAGAAAUAGACAUGUUGUUUGCAAGGUUGGCACAAAAAGAAAUUCCAGACUCUAUGGACUUGAAAGAUGACAAUUUGUUAAAAAAUCUUGAUCAAAAGUGUGUGCGUAGUUUGAAUGGGUGCAGAGUCACUGAUGAAAUUUUACGAUUAGUUCCAAAUGUUGAUAGCUUCAGGUUAACUUUAAGAGCCAUUAAACUUUGGGCUAAAAGGCAUGGCAUUUAUAGUAAUGUGUUGGGAUAUUUAGGAGGUGUUUCCUGGGCUAUGUUAGUAGCCAGGACUUGUCAGUUGUAUCCCAAUGCUGCUCCAGCAACUUUAGUACAUAAAUUUUUCCUAAUAUUUUCUAAAUGGCAGUGGCCACAACCUGUUUUACUUAAGCAACCUUCCAGUGUUAGCUUGGGAUUCACUACUUGGGACCCAAGGGUUAACAUAACAGACAGAUAUCACUUGAUGCCAAUAAUAACUCCAGCAUAUCCUCAACAAAAUUCCACUUUCAACGUUUCACUAUCCACAAGAGCCAUCGUCAUGGAGGAAUUCAAAUUGGGGCUUCAAAUUACAGACGAAAUUAUGUUGUGUAGGGCUACUUGGGAGAAGUUAUUUGAGCCGCCGCAAUUUUUUAUGAAAUAUCGCCAUUUUAUUGUUUUAAUGGUCAGCGCCUCGAAUCCAAAAGAACAUUUGGCAUGGACUGGUUUGGUGGAAAGUAAAAUUAGAUUUUUGAUCGGAAUUUUAGAACGAAAUGACUUUAUAAAUUUGGCCCAUAUCAACCCAGAAAACUACUCCCUUCCGGAAUCUUUAAAAACAGAAAAAACCAUAUGUUCCAUGUGGUUUAUCGGACUGGAAUUCAAAAAAAUGGAUGGCCUAAAUGUGGAUUUGACCCAUGACAUUCAAUCGUUCACUGAAAAUGUUAAUAACCACGCUCUCAAUAUUAAUAUGUAUAGGCCAUCAAUGGAACUGGAGGCCAGAUACGUUAAAAGGAGACAAUUGACACAGUACUUACCACCAGGUGUAAUAAAGAGGGAACGAAAGAGCAGCAUCAGUUGUAAUAAAAAUGGCCUUGGUACACCGGAAUCGAGAAAAAGACAAUCCACAGAACCAGCAGACGGCAAUGACAGCAACAAAAAGAGCAAAUUGAGUUCUGAUCAUAACUCUACUAGUUUUGACGAUUGUUCCAAUACAUCAGCACUGACCAAUGAAGACUCUUGUAAUAGUUUUGAUGUCUCAGCAAAUGCAGGGACGUCGGUAUCUACGACUAGCCCUAUUAAUAUACAGGGUGCAUCACAAAGCGGAACACAACAAGAAGCAGUGUGUACGUGAAAAAUGCCACUCUGGCUGCCACGGCUUGUCGUCCAUUUUACUAAAAAAUAAGGUAGACAACUCCUCAUGCUGUGGUUUUCCAAUAUUUCAUAUUUUAGAUUUGGAUGUGCUCUUUGGAAAAUCCCCCUUUUCAGGUAAAAAAAAAAUGACAGUUUUUGCAUCUCAUCAAUUCAUUUACAAAACGCAAACCCAAGUUUUACCUCGCUCCUUUCUCUUUUUUUUUUUUUUUUUGUAAAAUAUUAUCGCAAUUAAGUAAUGUACUUUGGUGUGAUUGACUUUGUGGAGUGUUAGUGUCUUGCAUGUAUGAGUGCCCAUUUAUUUUGUACAUAUAAGUAUAUAUUAUUUUUCAAAAAAUUAGAUAAGGGAGGAUUUAAAUUUUUGUUUGAUUAAGUAAUAGAUUUUUUAUUUUUAUAAGUUUUCUUGAAAUUCCUCUGGAAAAAGAUAUACCCAUCUACAUAUAAUGAAUAUUGUAAGAAAAACAACUAUUAUUUUAAGGUUGCGGUAAUAUUUUACUAUUUUUAUUUGUACAUGGGCCAUUCAGAAUGUUCAAAAUGAAUUUUAAACAGUAGCAAUUUAAUAGAAUGAUAAUAGGUUUGUUCCAACCCAUCAAAAAACCGUCCCAGAAUAGUUUCGAAACCACUCUGUAGACGAAUUUCGGUUUCUGCGCAAAAAUUUUAGGUUUUGCGCCGAAUCCUGACAGUAAUAUUACGGUUUCCUGCUGGGUUCAAACAAAGCUAAUAUUUAUUGUUUUAUACCAAGUCCAACCUUUUGAAUACAUAUAAUUUUUUUAUUUAAAAAUCACAAAUUCAUAUUUUAUUUUAUAAUUUAUUAUUUGUAACUACAAUCUAUUGGCACUGAUUGCUGAUUGGUAAUUUCUAGCUACAUUGUAAUGUGUUUUAUUUUUCGAACAAAUAUAUUUAUUGGGGAAAAUAUGGCCAUUAUGCCAGGACUGUUUAAAAUUCCGUUUGAAAAGACCUUAAACAAGUUAUGUACAUACAUAAUAUAUUUAUUUGUUUUUCAAUAAUAGGAGGUAAUUGUAUUGAUAAGAAAUAAACAAUGACGAUUAUAGGAAUAUGUUAAGUAGCAUUUUCUCAAAAUUAUGAAUCUAGAUUCGCCACUGUCUUUGUGUGUUUACACAUGUAACUUGAUUAAUAAAUAAAACAUAUUUUCCCCCA
Messenger RNA from Ceutorhynchus assimilis (cabbage seed weevil), 3199 nucleotides. The record is from the annotation of a GenBank genome assembly. NCBI's taxonomy places the organism in Eukaryota, Metazoa, Arthropoda, Insecta, Coleoptera, Curculionidae.